UUUAUUAUAAUUAUGUUUUUAUUAUUUAAUUUAGUUUUUAAGUGUUAUUUUAAAAUAUCCUUAUCUUUAACAUACAUAUUUUUUUGUUGCAGCUUAAUUUGUGUAUAGGUUAUGUAAUCAGGGGCAGCUGGCUGGCGGGUCACGUGACGUUGGUUUGAUGGUUGUGCCCACACAUGUACUCCAAGAAGAACAAGGACCUGCGCACGGUGAAGGAAGGUGUCGUGGGCAAGUAUGUCAAGAAGGACACUCCCCCGGAAAUGCCGAUAAUCAACGUCUGGUCAACGGAGACAACAAGAAAAGGCAAUCGGCGCAGCAAUGUGACCCCACCUAAUAACAUCUCAGCCCAGCAGAGCAUUGUCCAGAAGUUUGGCAACAGCUGCAUCGUUGCGAGCGUGCCGUCGGAGCACGAGGGGAAGUACACUCCCAACAGCUCCGUGCCGGACCUCGUCCACAGGUUCGCCAGCCUGUCGGUGGGAGAGGCGGCUCACGGCCAGCCGCUGUACGGGAGCGGGCUCGUGCCGGCCAUGAGCCACACCUACAUCAACCAGUACACCGGCUCCGAGUACAACCUCGACAAGAUGCAGUGUGGAAAGACUGGAUAUAAUGGGCGUGUUGUCAACGGAAGACAGUUGGAACAGAGCAGCUGUCACCGCCACCUGCCCCACGACUCUCCUCCGUACCAGCUGGACCAGGCCUUCCAGGUGUCUCCCUAUCAACCACAGGUACCGCUGUCAUACAGCCAGCAGCUGCUACCGUCCCACGCGACCCAAUCCGUGCACACUCGUCCGCGCAGCAGCAACCAACCCUCGGACCAGAAUGCGGAGGAGCUGCCCCUUCCCCCUGGCUGGUCCAUAGACUACACAAUGCGCGGGCGCAAGUACUACAUAGACCACAACACCAAGACCACACACUGGAGCCACCCCUUGGAGAAGGAGGGGCUGCCCACCGGCUGGGAGCGCAUAGAGUCGCCCAAGUACGGCGUCUACUACGUCAACCACAUCACGAGGCAGGCCCAAUACGAACACCCAUGCGCACCCCACUACAUCUACCAGCCGGAGGUGCGCUACCAGCUGGAGAUCCAGCCCCGCCUGAUGGCCACGCCCCCACGCCACACGCACUUCCACCCCCACAGCGUGCUGGUGCCAGCCAACCCAUUCCUCACCGAGGAGAUCCCGAUCUGGCUGACGGUGUACAGUCGGGCCUCGCAGGACAUUGACCACAAGCUCAAGUGGGAGCUGUUCCGGCUGGCGGAGCUGGACUGCUUCAACGCCAUGCUGACGAGACUAUACAAGCAGGAGCUGGAAGAGAUCGUCAUGCGCUACGAGGCCUACCGAGCGUCACUGCUGUGCGAGAUGGACAAGAAGCUGGCUGUGACGCCUGACCCCGGGGACGGCGUCGGCGACAAGCUGAGGGAGGCGGCCCUCGCCCAUCACGUAGAGACCAAGCCGAGCAGUUUGCACUGGUUGUGGUCCCAACCUGGAUAUGAACCAAAAGUCUCUUAAAAGCUGCUUCAAACUGCCGAGCGGUGGGAUUGUUGUGACCACCACGACUUCUGAUUGCACUGAAAAAAACUUCAAGGUAAUCUUGACUGAGUUUUUAUGUCAGUAAGAAAGUCAUCUUUAAUUCUGGUCUACUUACUAUCAUGUCAUAUACAGCUAGCACUGAUUCGAUACACACAAUUAUGCCAAUGAAUCCAGUCUUUCUGGAUGAAUGUACUAUUGGUUGACCUCCUAUGGUCUCCUGUAGUGAAUACAAUGACUGAUUGCCUUCUUCUAAAUAUGAAUGGACACUAUCAAUUGUGUUUAUCCCAAGAGGUCUUUUGAAUCCCUUAGCAUGCAAAUUUCUGCUGUUGAGGACAUCAAAUAAAUUAUUCACUAGCAAAAUAAACUUGGCAGUUUCUUCACAGCCCUGGAACUGAGGUAGAUACAAGUCUUUACAACAAUACAUCAAAGCAUUCUCAAUACUUUCGCUGAAAACUUGAGCUGCUAGCUUUACCUUCAUUGGUUCUUUUUGCCAAUUAAUAUGCCGUUUGGUUAGUUUUGUACUCAAAUGAAGACCCUCUGUGUUCUGAAGUCUCUCCAGUUCUACAAUAAAUUUCCAAAGAACCAGUCCAUUUUUAGUUGCAAAACUACCGUUUGAGGAAAGAGCAUUUCUUAGUAACUUUAGCAUAUGGCAAGCAUCCAGCAAUAUAAAUAUUUUAUGACCUGUUGAAGGAUUUGUAAACCACGUUUUAAUGUUCCGUGGAGUGAAAUCUGCACCUAAACAACGGGCCAUGGACACAUUUGCAGCAGCGCCAUCAAAAGUUAAUGUCAAUACAUGAACAUUCAGUUCAUUCAGAAACUCUGAACAGUUCAAAACAAUGUUACACCAUUCAGACCCACUUAAACCAUUUACAAGAAAAUAUCCAACAGGAAUUUUCCAUUUAUCAUUUAGAGCCAACAACAUGCUUCUUUAGCUUCUGGUAGACUGUCAUCUACAGUGUCUACACCAAAAUUUAUAAACCCUACAAAGCAUUUGCCAUCAAACUCAACUUGCUUCCUAAUGGACAUUUCAUCCAUUACCAAGGAACAGACAACUGUCUUACCUUUAGCAGCCAUUUCUUUAGUUUUUAAAGUAAGAGCAGUUUUGACUUCUGCGCUAAACCCUGGUUUGCUAUCCACAGAAUUGUACCAUUUUCUGAGAGUACUAGGAUGUGGUAAGCUGUUCCUAAAUGUAUUACGGACGUAGUUAUAUGCCCUACUAGAGUAAAAGUUUAGAGUAAGUGCAAAUUUGCUAAGUUCUUCAGGGUAUUUAUUCCUACUACAUCCUUCCCUGGACCGAACCAGCAGUUCGACAGCAACUGGAAUUAAUGUUUUCUGUAAUAAAUAAAAAAAUAAAAACAUUGAAACUUAUUUUUUAGAUUUAGUCACAUACUUAGCUAGCCUACUUAAAAAUGGAAUUGGUUAACUAGGCCAUUAUUAUGUAAUGUUUUUAAAAAUUGUUUUUGUGUAAUUUACAGUUUUAUUCAGCAUACAUACAUUUUUUGCUUAUACUCUGCACAAUAAUACAAUGGUAGGACAAGGCCGCUAGGCAACAAGUUACAUAAUUCUGAAUUUAGAUACACGAGUACUCACAGGCUGGCACUAGUAGAUAGACACAUCAGACGAUGAAGCAGGCCUAGCCUGUGAAACAUCACGUAGCUGUGUGUUCACGACAGUGUGUUGUCUCUUUUGGUGUGUGUGUCUAUCUACCAGUGCCAGUCUGUGAGUACUCAUGCAUCUAUCUUCAGGAUUAUGAAAUCUGCACAGUAUUAUUAAUUUUUUUGUUCACAGAAAAUUAUGUAAAUUAAAAUGGUCUAAACAUGUCACAGCAUGCUGCUGCAUGUAGUUCUCAUGCACAUUAUUAGGUAUGACCAUUGUAAAGUAGGUGACCAGUGAGGGAAAAAUAGUUCCCAUUUUAAGAUCAAAUAAAAAAAAUUGAAGCAUUUUACAGUGAAAUUAUCUAGAUUAUCUUCAGGAUAAAAAAGAUUUUUACCCAUUUUCAUGCGAGGGUCUUCAUUACCUACUUAUAUUUCUGUCUAAAUACAGUCAAUUAUUUCCGAUAAAUUAGCCCUUUCGUAUGUACAACAUAAGAAUAAAAAAACACCACCACAUGGCCUCAUUCAUUUUAAAAUUUGUACAAAAAGGGGUGUCCUAUUUGGAUAGCCAGCAUUUUUACAAGUUACCCCAACACCUUCAACAAAUUCCAUUUACAAACCAAAAACUUCAACUUUAUUUGAACUAUUUUGGGUUUCAAUAUUUUUGUGUUGUCAUCAUUUGUGGGGAUUUUUUCGUUCUCUUAGUACAUUUUUCUUUGUUUUUCUUUGUUUGCUGACCAUAUUCCUGUUUCGGAAUAUUUUGUGGUGUUCAUAUCCUUGUUGACAACAGCAAUUGUUUGCUUAAUUUUUUUUUUGAGUAUUUUUAUUUAUUUAUUUUAUUUAUUAGUUUUUCUCCAACAGAAAAAGUUCUUAGCAAUGGCGUAUGUCCAAAAACUUACAUCAAGUCAUGCACUCCCAUUGCACAAAUCUUUUAAAGAUAACUUUAUUGUAUCCAACUUACAAUCUCUGUAGGUAAGGUAAAGGAACCAGUGCUCGGCACUGUUUCAGUAUUUUGUAUGCGGAAAUAAAUUAAUCAAUAGUGAUUUAUAUUUUUGGUAUAUUGAUGAUAUCAAUGGUGCAGUAUACUCUAUGAAACCCACAAAAAUUAUUAUGCACUUUUGCCAUAAUUUAAAUUCUGAAACACAUGCACAUAACCAAACAAAAAAUUAAUUAAAAAAACAAUUAACUAAGUUUAGAAUAACAAAAAUAGGUUGAAAUUAUGUCUGCACCCAUAAUAUUAGACAGGUUAUGCACUUUUGCAUUAGUAUCAAGAGUGGAACACCAGUAUCAUUCUUUGGUAAUUGCUGAUUUUUCGCACCGAACUUUGGUUCCACAACAUCAUCUCUUUAAAAAUUAAUAAAAAAAAAGAAUGGUGCUAGAUUGUUUCUGUGCUGAUUAAAAUGAAUCCAUAUUUCUUUCGUGCGCAGUAUAAAGGGCUUAAGUCAAAAAACACAACUUUUUGGGAGAGAUAAAACUAACUUUAGAAAAUAAUGCAAAAUUGUUUAUUUGGUCUGUGUGUGCCAUUAUAAAAUGAUAUAUUGUUUUAUAUAUAUAUGUUAUCAAUUAGACUGAAAAUAUCGGUAAUUCAUAAAUAUUUAGUGCUUCUUUUGAAAAUUUUAAUUGUUUGUGACAGACUUAUGCCCUUUGUAUCUCACAAGAUGUGACAUAAGUCUUUUUAACCCUUGCAAGUUAAAUGAAAACUCAAGUAACAACUACUCAUCUAUGUCGUAAAAAUAUUUAAGUUAUACUUCUUUAUUUAAAUCAUAUUAUGAAAUCAUGCAUAAAUUUUAAUAAGACAUUUUACAAAUCCAGUGUAUAAAACUUAAAAUACAAUACAUAAUUAAUACUUAAGUAAAACCAACUAUUUCACAAUAAAAUAAUUUAAGCUCUACUACUAACUCAUAUUACAAGCAGAUAAGAUAGUAAAUUUAAAAAUGACAUUUUAGAAAUCCAAUAUAUGAAACUGAAAAUACAAUACAAAAUACAAAAAAUAUAAAAUAAAUCAAAUUUUACCCUUUCAGUAAAUCAAAUUGUUCAAUGUUGAAACCCAACACAAAAACUGCAACAAAAUUAAGAAUUAUCAGAAUACUAAAAUGACAAUAAAAUUGGAAAGUAAAGUAAUUGAUGGCAAUAAGACAUAGAAACCAAAAUUGCUCUAAAUCAUAGUUUGUCUGGAUUAAUUUCUAUCAGAUCAGGAUCAAUGUAAGAAGCAUCAACUGAUGUCUUUAAUUUUAAGUAAAAGUCAUGUAAAACAGAAGGUACAAGUGGAAGCAGGUCCAAGUCUUUUUUCUUUGCUGCAGAAUUUGCAACAUCGUCAGUGUAUCUCUUCACAAGAUGUGUGGUUAGGAGAUUAUUCUUACCCCUUCGAAGGAAGCUUAAAUCUUUGAAAGUACCUUCUCGAAGAGAAUCUCUAUAAUGCAGCACUCCAUAGUCUUUUAGAUAUCGCAACCACUUUAUACACUGUGCCACUUGAAUUGCUCGCCUUCCUUGUUUACUUUCCUGACCACUAAGGGUCCUUUUAACAAAUCUGCAAAAUCGAAGAACUCUUCUUGCGUCAUUACUUUGACAGAAAGUUGCUGCUUCUGUCCUGUAGAUCUUACAAGUUGAUACCAAACAUGAGGGUGAUUUAUGGGAAAGGGAAGAUUUUUCUUCUUCUUUUCGAUCAGAGCAUGAUCUACAUCGCACUCCAUGUGAGUGUGUCCUAGAAUGAGAAACUUAUGAUUGAUGGCACAGAUGUGAGGGAAGUCAACCAUGGCUUUUGAAAACAUUGCCGACACAUGUGUGUUCUUAGUUUGACCCCCACAUGUAUUGGAGUAAAAAGUCACGUCCUUAGCAUCUUGGGGUAAACAACUUAAAUGGUGGUACAAGCACAAUGCAAUUUCAUUAGCACCUCUCCCUGCAAUAGCUUAGUGCCACAUGUAAUUCGUAGAUUUGCCAGUUGCAGUAUCAUGCACGGUCAAAUUAUAAGUUCAUAACUGGCGUUUUUAAAAUGCAAAGGAAGACGAAACAAAUGGCAUAGGCAAACACUGUUGCAGAUCAAAUGUAAAACACUUUUUGGUUGGAUCAAUUUUUGAGAUGUCCUUGUCUGCUCUUUUUGACUCAUAUGCCAGAUCUGCUUAUUCUUGAUUUUUUUAGCACGUUUUCUGCCUCAAGUUUGGCAGCUUCAUUUGAAUUGUCCAUGGCACAUAAUUGCAUUUGAAGGCUAUGACAUUUGUGACAAGUGUCUACUUUUGGCUUUUUAAAUGACAGCUUCAUGUUAAGGAAUUCAUUCUCAUAGAGUUUUCUAGAAACAGGCUUCUGAACCUUCUCACAGUACAUGCCAUACAUGAUUUUAAGGUUUAAAUGUGAAGGCAGAUAUUGUUUGUCAUUUCUCUGUCUUGUGUAGUGACUUUCAUAAGCGGGGAAAGAUUUUAUGUGCGCUCUUACUUGUUCAAGCUCUUCUUCAGUUUUUUUAUUCGUUGUUGGCUUCUUACCGCGUUGGUCAGGUGAUGUAAUGCCACUGGUACUUGGUGAAAUAUUGCCGAGGUGCAAUUGAUUGUGAGUCACACUACUUAUCACAGAAUUGCACUGAACAUUUGAACAAUAACCAAUAUCUUGCUGAUUAUGACAGAAAGAAGAAGAGCGCUGUAUAUUGGAAGAAUUACCAAAAUCAGAAUUAUUUUCAUCCAAAGUUAUUUGCACAGAAUUGCACUGAACAUCUGAAGAAUUACCAACAUAUUUUUGAUUGUGGUAUAAAGAGGAACACUGAAUAUUUGAAGAAUGACCAAAAUCUGAUUGAUAUUCUUGCAAACUUGCUGGCACAGGACUGCACUGAACAUCUGAAAAAUUACCACAUCUCGUUGAUUGUGGUACAAGGAAGAGGAGCACUGAAUAUUUGGAUUGAAAAUAUCUGAUUGCCUCAAAUUUAAACGAACUGGUACAGAGAUACACUCAAUAUUUGAGGACUUACAAAAGUCACUUUGGUUAUCAUAGUAAGUAACUGUCUUAGCCCACUUAUCAAGAUCUAAAAUAUCCUUCUGACCUUAUUAGUCUUUUCUGUAUCUUGUGUAGUAAGUAUCUUUUUUUUUUAUUUUUGCAAACAUGUCUAAAAAAAGGGGUUUUAUUUUUAAUCUUUUGAAGUUAAAGAAGCAAAAUUUUACAAAGUUUAUUACGUAAUUAGGCCUACUCACUAAAUCCAAAACUAAAUGAGUUGGGUUGUACUGUAUAGUAAUAUUACUAAACCCGCAAUAUUAAAAUUACGACUUUAAAGGGUUUGAAUGAAUAAUGUUUAAUAAACGAAAAGUUCUUAAACGAAAAGCUAACAGACUUUAAUUAAACUAUACUGCACAUGCUAACACUUAACUAACUACAAAUCAAAGUUUACUACUGACCUGUUGUUCCAUUUCUAGAGUUUAUAUCUUGCAAAGCCAUGCCUACAAUUCUCUUGCUGCGUUCUCCCAUAUUUAAUACACCGUAUAAGAUAAAAAACAGAGUUAAAUCUUUAUGUGUACAGGACUAGCAUCUUCAAAUUUUACAUCUCACAACACACAACAAUGUAAAUAGUACUGCCACUUAUAAUAAACAUGAAACAAAUGAAAAUAAUGGCGCUAGUAACGAGGAGCAGGAUUACCAACAUUGGUUGCCGAAAUGAGUGUGACCGCCGGAUUAAUCUUUUUCAGUUAUUUAAAAAUAUACAGACAUUAAAACUGCCAAGAAAAUUAUUCGUACUUAGGACCUUUAUAUCUCUCUAAUCAAAAUGGCAUAGCAUGACUUAUGCCAAAUAAAUCACGCUGACAAAAAUAUGUUAUACUGGUCUAAAGAGCACAUGUUGACAUAACCCUUAGAACAGAUUGAUAAAAGGUAGUCAAAAUGGCAUGACAUGACUUAUGCCAUUUAGAUCACGUACACAAUAGUAUUUUAUAAUGGUCUAAAGGUCACAUGUUGACAUAAGUCCUUUUUACAUAUCGAUAAAAAAACUUAAAAUGGCAUAACAUGACUUAUGCCAUUUAGAACACAUAAAACAUAAGUAUUUUAUAAUGACCUAAAGGUCAUAUGUUGACAAAAGACCUUUAUACAGAUCGCACAUUUGAAUUUUUGACUUAAGUCAAUUAAACCAACGCUUAUAACGGCCGUUAUUUAUAAUUUUAGACUCAUGCCCUUUGUACCAUUGGAAAGCUUGGAUUUUUCUGAGCAUGACAGUAUAAAUAUCUAAAAAUUCAACUUUUUUGACUUAAGCCCUUUAUACCGCGCACGAAAGAUUUGAACCAUACCGUAUGUUGGCUUGCAAAAAUUGCUUUAACAUAUUGGAUUCUGGUUCCUUUACCUUACUGUUUUAUUAAUGAUUUAUCUAAUAUCUUUGUUUAGUUAUGUGUGUGUGUGUGUAACUGACAUAAUAAACAAUGACUUUCUAACGAAUUGAAAAUAAUCAUAGGCAUAACUUCUUACCUCAAGUACAUCACUAGCACUUUCAGUGAUAAACUGCUCUUUUUGCAGGUGUUUGAGUAAUGCUUGGGCUGUCUUUAGUCUCUUCAAACUCCGUCGGCAUCUUUGGCGUGACAUUUUCAACCUUUUUCUCGUUGCACAAAGUUUCUGCUUCACAACUUGCAUAAAAGCCUGUGCUUUUCUUGUUGAUUUUACUAUUUCAUCACUGUUAGUAAAAUCACCAAUGUAUGCUUUCCUUAACGAACGUGGUUUUUUCAUUGGUGGUUCAGCACUGUCAGUGGAUGAGCUGCUGUAAACAAAUAGUUUCAAAAUUAAAAUGGAUAUGUUACGUCACCACACUUUUUAUUAUUAACAACAAAAUAGUAAACAGUACUUCUAAAUCUUUUAAUGCAACAAAUCAUAUGAUUGAAAAUUAUCAAUUUUUACACAAAACCUUUUUAACAGUUAACGAAACAAGUAGACAUGAAAAAAGUGUCCAGUGUAAUGCAAUAGUUUGUAAAAAUGUUAAAAGGCCUAGUCUUUCAUCACCAUAACCUGAGUAUUAGCAUAGCUCACAAAAUUAUAAAACGGUCUUCACAUUGACAGGCUCGAAGUGUGUUAGAAGAUGUAGUCAUAUACAAGAUUUGGGAGAGAAAAAAUUAUGCUGGAAAUAGUCAAAUAGGCCUAUAUAGUGAAAUUUAUUUAAUACAAACCCCAAAUUACCUAAAUGUUCACUGUUUGUAAUAAUGAGAUUUGUAUUAACACAUAUUAUAAAAAAAAUCUCAGAAUUACCAAAUUGAUGUAUAGGCCUACCACAUAGGAAAAUGAAAUAAAUUGUGAAUACCUACUAAUAAAAACAAAUAUUACUGUAGGCCCUACUUUCUAUAUUAUCCUGAUAUAAGAUAUGAUAUUUAACUUAAUGUGAUUUUAAAAAAGUUAAAAAAUAUAUCUUCAACAUAUUGCUCAGUUGGUUAUAGAAUUCUAAACCUUAAUUUCCUAGAAUGUGAAAUUUCUGUUUAUCUUUUUUUUUGUGCACAAUUAAGCAUAAAAUGCAUAUAACACGCCUAACCAUUUAUUAUGUUAAACAAAUAGCGGUAAUUUCAAAACUAACCAACACAAUCAUCAAUCACUAUGAGUUAUGCGCAGGCCUUUACAUUAUCUCGUAUAGACCCGUUCAAAUAGUUUUAGAAUACGCAAACCACAUGAAAACAAAAAAUAUUCUUAUUGAUUGCUGUUUGACUGGAUACAGUGAUCACAUGCCGGAAAUAGAUCCUUGUUAAGUUACCUGUUUUACAUAGGAAGUAAAGUUAUUGGGACAUUUACUGUCCUCAAUUUAAUAAGUUAUAUCCAAAUUUGUUAUAUUUUACCAUGCUAUUAAUAGUGCAAUGCAUGUUGUUCUAUGAAUCAUAGAAAAUAACAUUAGCAAAAACAUGCAUACAAUCGCAAAAAUUAUUAAAGAUAACAUAACGGUUACUGGUUCGGUUACCUGAAAGAGAUAUAUCUGCUUAUGAAGUAUCACUUACCUUAUAACUUUUGAAGCUUCAUGUUUGGUUCUUUCAACUGGAGGAUUCCUCUUCUUUUUGUCCGAGAGUAAAUGUGGAGGGAAAUUAUAAACUGACGGUAUGGAAUCUGGCUUCAGUUUUCUUCCCAAGCCAAAAGCUUCGUUGUCGAAGCAUUCUGGAAGAAAAUGCUUUGAGCACAGUCUGGAAUGUCGACUAGGAGUAAAUUUACUAAAUUUUUCUCUCUUUAAAGACAAGAUCCAUUGGCUCCGUCUUUUUUCAUCUACAGGAAAGCUGAAAAAAUUUAAUAAGAACACAAUAAGAGGAAAGGGGACUAGUCCACUUCGCGAUACCAUAACAAUACUGAUGACAUCACCAAGAUGGCAUCAAUUACGUCAUUACCACCCCUACGGUACACGCACGGAAAAAUAGGGGUAUUGGGCGGGGAACAACAAACACUAUUUAUCUUGUAUAUCAAUUUUUGUAUAAUUUGCUUUUUCGGUAUCGUAAACUAGACUACAAUCCCCCCCGCUCUAGUAUAUUUUGCGAUACCGAUUAUGCAUUAUGUAUGAAAUAAUGCCUGGAGACGUUACGACUAAACGUGGUAUUGUGAAAUAUAACAUUGUGCCCUACGAAACAUCAUUAGCUGAAAAUUAAAGUUGCGGGUAAAGAAGUUAUUUAUGAGGAAUAAAAUACCUGUAUCGCAAAUUAUACUAGACCGGGUGGGACUAUAUUCUACUUCAUGAUACCGAGAUAAAUUAAUCACGAAAAUUCUGGCUACAAAUAUACCCCUGCGUAACUUCCUCAAUAAAGCACACUUUUCACAACACGCAUCUCACCUAUCACAUCAAACGAAAUAUACAUAAGAAAUACGAAGAACAAACAUUUAAAAGUCAUAAAAUCACCACCUACCUUUCAUGGCUAUAUGACAAUAAUCAUUGUGUCAAUAUUUAUCUUGUAUAUAUUAAAUUUACGCCAAAUUUUAUUUGGUAAUUCCUGCUUUUAAUUUAUUAAACAUGAACUGUCUCUUACCCGUUUACGACAACAAUCACAACUACACUGUGCCAUUGUAUUAUUUCAAUACAAAUAAACACGACCUUCGUCUUCUCUCAUGACUACUACACUCAUUAAUAUCAACAUCUGUGACAUCAUUCAUUUCUCCUACAUUUGUUUUUUAACCAAUUAGGAACCUGGUAUCAUAAAACCGACUAGACUCGAUGAAAGUUGUAAACAAUAAACAAUGCAUCCUUGGGAUUACUGGCUAGUAAUAGAAGUGGUCGUGUUUAAUGUAACUAUUAGCGAGUGAAACUAUAUAAUGUUAUUAUGAUUACAUAGUAGUAAUACUGUAUGCUAAUAAUUCACAUUCAAUUUAUUAAACCCUAUAGUAAUAUAAAUCUACACAAUGCCGAGUGCUGACGUACCUAUUAAAUACUUAAUGGUUUCUUACAAAUGUAACUUGUCUUAACUCACCUGUGAAAUGAAAUAUUGCAUCCUUUUAUAAAUGUUUGCGUACAACCAUACGCGACACAAGAAAUAAACAUUUUAAUGGUAAAAUAACCACGUUGAUACACAAUAACCCCCAUAUACCCUGUGUUCACAAAACUGAAUUGAAACUAAUAGUUUAGCUGCAUGACACCCAGCAAUGCGGAGAAACGGUAAAAGACUGACGAAACUAUUUACAGAUGGCACUGCUGAACACGAUGGCCGCCACAGUGGCGCACUCACGAUCGAAGGCGCCAAAUUCAAAUAUCCAAACCACCACACAUUCUAUCACUAUGCCCAAACAUACCGCCCACCAAAAAUAACAUUUUUUAUGUUUCACUACACUGGUUCUUAGUUGACUGGCAACCGACACAAUUUUAUCACUGGCCGCUUCACCACUCGAUGCUGCUGUUUGACCAGGAUGUAGGGUUGUGACGCGGCCGAGUUGCCACUGCAGGGGUGGAAGGUGGUCUUCUUUGAUUAGGACAAGGUCACCAACCUGCAGGUCACCUUUGCUUUUGGUCCACUUGCCACGUGGUUGUAGAGUGUGCAAAUAUUCCUUGUGCCACCGCUGCCAGAAGUGCUGUGAUGCACUCUGUACCAGCUGCCAUCUGUCUAAUCUGUUGGUCUGAAUUUCCGUGAGGUAUGCAGCUGGAGGAGAUGUCAGAGAAUUGCCAACAAGGAAAUGUGAUGGUGUAAGGGCCUCCACGUCAUUUGGGUCUGAUGAAAUGGCACAGAGUGGACGUGAAUUGAGGACAGCUUUAAUUUGAGUGAACAAAGUCGACAGCUCUUCAAACGUGAGUAUCUGCUGGCCAACAACUCUCUUGAGAUGGUACUUCGCAGACAUGAUCAGGGUGUCCAGCGACCUGGAAAACCUGGAAAACCGGGAAUUGUCAGGGAAUUUCGUGUGUCAGGGAAAAGUCAGGGAAAUGUCAGGGAUUUUUUAAAAAUCGUCUGGAAAUUUUGGCCGUGUUUGUUCUUCACGCAGCAGCACGAUACAAUAUGCAUAUCAAUUGUUCAAUUCACCGCGUACACAAUGAUCGACGUAUCGAUUAUAAUCGGCACAUGGCUGUACACAUUGCGGCCUGUUAGGCUGGCCAAAAUGGCGCGCAUUUGUGUACUCUUGUUGAUUUUGGUUAUCGUUUUUGUUGAUGGAUAAGUGAAUUAUUAUAUCAUCAGCCAAACAAAGGUAAGAAACAAAAUGUAUGUAUACUCUACUAUAGUUGCUCUAUGGGCAAGUCGCAAACUGUUGCCUAAUUUGUUUCGUUCGCUCGGCAAUGGUUCGUGAUGUUCUUGGUUUGUAAACUCCGCAAGCACGCAUGUCUGAGUAAAGCAAAAAGUAGAACACUCACCUUUUUUCACGUUCCGGUUUAUAAACUGUUUAUAAACCGGAACAUUAAGAAGGUGAGAGUUCAACUUUUUGAUUCGGACAUGCGUGCUUGCAGAGUUUAUAAAUCGGGUCAAACACAAGUCAUGUUGUAACGUACUAUAUUAUUUAUUUUUUGAAUUUUACAUUAGUUAGGCAUCUUUCUUGCUUCGAAGUAGGCCAGGCCAGACAUUGCAAAUUUUUUAAAAUACAUGAACACACAGCAAUUUUGUAGAUAAAAUGUGACUAUUUCCUGAAACAAGCUAUUGUUGCUGGAACAUAUCCUAUAUUUUUUCAGAUUUAUUUUCAGUUCAUAAGUUUACAUUAGGCCUAGGCCUAUCUUAUAAAAGAUGCUUGAAGUUGAAGCUGACGGUUACUUUGUAUAGAAAAUAUGUGCUGAUAGGCCUAUCAGUACUUGCAUUGAUUUUAUCUGUGUUUGUGGUGCCUGAAACGUUUAUUUGCUAAUUAAUGAAAAAUAGGUUAAUUUUCUCACAAGAAUAUUAUUUUAAAGAUUAGUGUGAUAAAGGUAAAAAAUUAUUUUAUUUUAACAGGUCACAACAUGGCUUCAAAACUCAGAUAAACUACA
Messenger RNA from Bacillus rossius redtenbacheri, 13448 nucleotides. It is a transcript of the gene sav, whose product is annotated as scaffold protein salvador. The record is from RefSeq and is a predicted model, not a curated record. Gene Ontology annotation, molecular function: molecular adaptor activity; protein binding. Bases 174 to 1502 code for a protein of 442 amino acids. Lineage: Eukaryota; Metazoa; Arthropoda; Insecta; Phasmatodea; Bacillidae. Gene Ontology annotation, cellular component: cytosol. Gene Ontology annotation, biological process: negative regulation of cell population proliferation; hippo signaling; apoptotic process. The transcript has 12 exons.